AUGAACUUUGAGACCUACGGCCAUCUUGGCCGCCUGCCCUACCACAUCCGCGACCAAAUCUGGUUUGAAGCUAGCAAGGCACCCACCUUCGACACCUUCCCAGGCCAGUACCUCCCAGUCCCAAGGACAAACGCGGAGCUCUACGACGAAGUAAGCUACGCCCUAUUCCGCGGUGCUCGGCUGGCCUUCGAAGGCUGCACAACAGGCUCGCCUACUUUCAUCCCUGAGAGCCUCGUCCGGCUUAUCUACGACUACGGCGCAUAUCGACGGUGGAGCGGGGGGGCCGAGGCACCGAAGUGA
This is a messenger RNA of Aspergillus calidoustus, 300 nucleotides long. NCBI's taxonomy places the organism in Eukaryota, Fungi, Ascomycota, Eurotiomycetes, Eurotiales, Aspergillaceae. The record is from the annotation of a GenBank genome assembly.